UGUGGAUGAAAGAAACAGCCGAACUCUACAGAGUUAAACUGGAAAAGCUUUGUCUAAUGAACCCGCAGCUUGUAAUUGUUUCUUUUUAAUACGUGUUUUGAGGCAACAAAGUCAAGAUAACCUCAUGUCAGGCAUGUCGAACGCACAUUUAGUUCUGAGAGGAAGCCGUCUUUCGUGGAGUUUUAUCCCAUCAGGUCGACAGCUCCCCAGGACUCCUCCUUUGCUGAAUGUAACUAAGCACCUGACUUUUUGUGAUGGAGAUUUGAAUGAGGAUACGGAGCCACAGCUGAAAAUGGAGGCCGAUACUAUAGAUCAGGAUGGCAAUAACCAAAACGCGACGUUUGAUUUCAACAAAACUGGCACAGUAAAAGAAAACCUUUCAGAACCAUGUGAUCCCAACCCCAUGCUGAAAGGGAUGAAGGGGUAUCGGCUGACACCAAGUGACUUGGAGUUUAUUGAAAAGAUGGAAAAAGAUAAAUUUGUUAAAAAUCUCCAGCAAGACCUGGAAAAGGUGCAGCGGUUGUUACAAAAUGAAAUGAUGUCCUUGGAGCUGGUGUGUGCUUCCAGGGAGCAGGCGCAGGCUGUACUCGAAAAUUUCCCAUCCUGUGAGGAACUCACCGAGUGGGUAAAGGUGGCCCUCAGCAUGACAUCACCAUCGACUGACUUAACAAACCUGGACUCUAAGUCUCUCCUGGCCAUGGUGACGGAAGAAAACCUUCAAGGAGUCGCGAAUAAGAAGGGGCUAGAGCUCACUCGGAUGGAGAAGAUGCUGGCCGACAAAAAGAAGAAAGCGACUCAAGAGAGAGGGCAGCUUGAAAAACAAAUUGUCAGUGAACGGUUGAAGAUACAGGGCUUAAUGAGCCAGUUAUCAGACCUGAAAUCUGAACUCGCACAACAAAAGGAAGCCUAUAAAGCUGUUGAACUACAGAUUAAGACCAAAGAAGCACCAGAAAUCAAAGCAGAAGAAGCGGACACCUCCGAGGAACUACAAGCCACUAAACGCAGAGGAAAGAGAACAACACAGGCGGUUAAAUCCACUGAAACCUUGCAAGGCACAAAAAAACAAAGUAAAUCAACGAGGAGCAAACCCACAGACGGUAAAGCAGACAGUCGGACGAGUGUGGAAGAUGAUCGUGCAGAUAAGAACACAAGUGAAACUCUGAAGACGAAACGGACGCCUGGAGCUGCGGCAGAGGAGCCGACAAAGUCUGUUAAAGAAGCCAGAGGGCCACAGAAGAAGGUUGCGAAACGGGAGUCAAAUUCACAGUCUGCGCAAGCCGUUGGAUGUGGACGAAAGCCUCCUCGACCCGCACGGACCGCAGCUUCACGACUGAAAAAUCAAAGUCACGUGAAAACUGGGGAGUCCCAUUCCACGUCCCAGCAGGCGGCUCCCUCGCAGGGCAGAAAGCAGGCUGCUGUAGCUGCAGGUGAUUCUGCAGAGGAGGCCCAAAACGCUGUUCUUAGAAGAUCCAAGAGGAUAGCCAGCAGAAGGUGAAUGUGUUUUGACUGUUUUUUUUAUUGUUUAAGGGCGCUUUAGUGCAGACUGCUUACCCCACACCGGAACUGUCUUGCCAUAAAAUCAAAGCUGGUGAUCCUCUGACUUGAGGAGAUUGACACUUUCUGAUGCCCUGGGAUGUCGGGAUAGUGAUUGACUUAAGUCUUGUUGCUAAAUUGAUUCCUACAAUGUGAUUUUAUUUUGUUUUUAUGUUGUAAAUGCUUUAUCAUAAAACCUGAUUGUAGGAAAGUCUGUCUCAGUCUGUGAAGGGAGGUCAUAGGUCAUGUGGAGCAUAAUUGGUGCUGACUGUGGUUUAAUUUUUAGUUUAAGGACAACUCUAGAAGAGUGAAUGCUUGUCAGCACAGGGGCCUCAAGCCCCAAAUCAAUCAAUUCAAUUUUUUUUUUUUUUUUUUUUUAAAUUUGGUUAUUAAAUGGAAAUUCCUUUCACACUUUUUAAAAAAUUGACCCAGCUGAUGCACACGUCACAAAUAUCUUUCUUUAUUCAUGUUCUUCUGAUUGUUAAUAAAAAUCAUAGAUUGGUA
Messenger RNA from Perca fluviatilis (European perch), 2037 nucleotides. RefSeq lists its product as uncharacterized. The transcript has 8 exons. The record is from RefSeq and is a predicted model, not a curated record. Lineage: Eukaryota; Metazoa; Chordata; Actinopteri; Perciformes; Percidae. The coding region runs from base 125 to 1495 and encodes 456 amino acids.